AUGCAGACAAACAAGCGUCGAGGACAAAGGAGUCCAGUCGAGCCAUCUUUUAUGAGUGUGCCUCUGCAGUAUGAUCAGAGACACACCGCCUCAACCAGCGACCUCCACAUCGCCUGCGGCCCAAACGGCUACGCUGAAAAUGACAACAGUCGCGGUCGGCAGACAUUCCAUCGCGAGCGGAGGCACAUAAGGCCGGAUCACAUUCGGCCGAAGCGACCGAUCUCAGCACAAAUAUAUGCGCAGAACUCCUCAUCUGAAAGCAGGGAAAGUUUAACCAAUGUUCACCUCACACUACCCAGAAAAAGUGCUCUACGGAGGGCAGCUGAGAGCCUAGACUCCACUGGCAGUCUUCCAACCAUGCAGGGCCCCCACGAGCCCAACGAACUGCUGGAAGCGCCGGCGCGGAAGCCUCCAGCUCCACUUCAUGGCGUCAUCCUCAAGAACCGCAAACGCCCCAUGAAGGGGUGGCACGAGCGCUUCUUCUCACUGAACAACGGUUGCCUUGCCUACGCAAAAACCUCGAAUUCUCUACGGCAAGGAAGAUCGCUAACCCAAAUCGAUCUCGCCAAUACCUGCGUUACUGCUGCACCCGAAAAAUUGGGCAUUGAUAUUGACGCGGCGUCCCUAGUGUGCCACUUGAAGUUUGAAGAACCCGAGAGGUUUCAGCAGUGGUUGACAGCCAUCAGGGAGCAUCGAGCUUACGACCAAUAUCGAAACGCCUCACUGUCCACGGGUCGACCUGGCGCCAGCCAACCAACGUGGAGUGCUGCAUCCACCCUCAGCGGGGAUGGAGCCGUCUCAACAAGCAGUGGUUCUUCCGCCCAUACCGGUGAUUCGUUGCAAGGCGUGGGGAAAACGAAAGUCAAACGGUUGCCAAAGGUUCAAUCGGAUUUCUCUUUAAGACCACCGGAGCAUCUACUGAGGCAUUCCAGUGAGCAAAUCACAGCAAUUGAAAAUUUGCUGCGAAAAUUGGAGAGUAUAUACAAAAAUCUUCAGGAUACUCUGGAUGAAUCAGUGGAGCAGAACAAGCGAGAAAAUGACACAGAUACCACCAGCUACAGUCCAACGCGUAGCCUCUUCUUCUCGCCCGUGCCCUUCCCACAGGCUGAUGCGACGAGCCCUAACACAAAACCCUCCCAAGCUGUCCAACACAGUCGCCACAGUUCAUCAUCCUCCAUGACCAGCAUGUAUACUGCAAUUCAAGAAGCCGACACAUUAGUCGACGACCCUCAGUUGACCAGUCGGGCCCAGAGCAAAAUCAAAAAGGGCAUAAACUUGGUGGAUUUUGCAACAGAAUUCACUAAAGAGGCCAAAAAGUUUAUCGAAGAAUCGAAUGGAGCCCUCGCAACGCUUCGGCUGUUGAAUAGCAGUUCAACCUACGCCACAUCACCAAGUAAGGAGCGAGCGUCAACCCUAACGGACGCAAAUAAGGUAAACCCCACGUUUAGUGCUCAUCCGUCUGCUGCUGCUGCUGCUGUUGCUGCUGUACCUGGGAUGGUUCUUAGCCGAGUUAUCCUGAAAAUCGGCAUUCGUAACAAGUCGGACGACAGUCGCAGAACAUCCAUGAAUAAUUGUCUUUCAAGACUGUGUUGGAAACUCAAUUCAUGGAAAAGCUGGCUGAAGCCUUCUGAAAAAAUGCGUGUCUAUAAGCGAUGCAUGAAAUGGACUUCAGGUGGUGACGCGAUUUUGUGCUAG
Messenger RNA from Mesocestoides corti, 1695 nucleotides. The record is from the annotation of a GenBank genome assembly. Lineage: Eukaryota; Metazoa; Platyhelminthes; Cestoda; Cyclophyllidea; Mesocestoididae.